Molecule: messenger RNA, 3940 nt
Organism: Betta splendens (Siamese fighting fish)
Lineage: Eukaryota; Metazoa; Chordata; Actinopteri; Anabantiformes; Osphronemidae
Gene: mansc1
Product: MANSC domain containing 1
Exons: 4
Coding region: 1466-2833 (455 amino acids)
Source: RefSeq, a predicted model, not a curated record
GGUUAAACGCGGUCGGACCUGAUGUUCGGAGCUCCGUCGUGGUUCUUUGUCUCGCUCCUCUUUGUUCUGGUAUUAAUCAGCUUCCAUCUUUUCUCUGUGUGAUCUGGAAGUUGAACGUCCGUCUGGAUCGCAGGUUUUUCUGUGUGCUGGUUCGGUUCGCUGCUCCGUGUUGUGGCAGCUCGGCCCGGUGGGGGACGCAGGAUCCUCCCUCCCCCUCCGAGGACAAAGACUAAAAUGGGUCAGCGCAUCCUCCGUCAUGUAGCGUGCAUCCUCCCGGAGACACGCACCAGGAGCUUCUGCCGGUUCGGUGCUGGACCAGUUCGAGCCCAGGCCUCGUUUCCUCCUCGUUUUAGCUCCGGCAGACGUUUAACAGCGUUUUAGCUUCACAGGCGCGUUUUCGUCGCGAUGCCUUCGGUCGCUUCUUCGCUUACUGGGACUGAACUGGUCUGACUGAACCCGACGCUGGUCUCGUUCGCCGGUCCGGCACCGACCCAUCACCCGGCUGGUCGGCGAUGGACGCCGCGUCCUCGGGGAAGUGAAGGUCCAGUUGUGAACCCGGAUUCCAACCGAACGAACCUGACGCCUGGUGUCCCGGUCUGACCUGAAUUAUCCGGUAACAGCGACAUUGCUGCGAUACGGCAGGUGGGACGUGCACGAACUGAGGCGAACAGUUGGGCGAAGGCGACAUUUAGCUUCGCGACUUGAAGCACUUCAUUAUUGCAGCUGUUUAUUACAGAUGUUCUGUUCUUUAAUGUUAUCUUCGGGCCUUCGCCUCCCCGUGUUGUCGGAACGAGCGCGAAGGUUCUAGCUUAUUUGCUAGCUAGCGACGUUUGUUCGUUAGAAUCCGUCAAAAUCUGCUUCGACCAUGUUGUAGUUUCCUUUUCUGACUUAUUGUAGCUUCGCUCUUCAAACACUUUGACCUGCACUUUCCUCAGUUCAAGUCAUUCAUUGUAGCGCCUCGACCUGUGCCUGUUUAUUGGUUGUACGAAUAAAGUUCGCACUUCGCCCUGCGGAGACGUAAACAUUAAAUCGACCGUAUUCACACCAGUGGUUCGCAAGUGAAGUUCCAAGUGUUUGUUCGUUUAGACGAACACGUCUGCUGGUGAUUCACUCAUGGAAUGUUUAAUUCUACAUACGCGUGUUCGCCUGAGGUUCGCGCACGAAGUUUUUCAAGAUAGAUAGAUGAUUGUACCAUUAUUGUGUUUGGUGACGUUGUCCUUCGAGUGCUGCGGAGGUUCUGCUUUAUGACGCCUGAUAACGUCUCUUGUCUCCAUGACCAAGGUCCAGAGCACAUAUCUCUGGAUGAGGACGUGUCCCACGCAGACGGGCUAAAGUCCUGACCCGUGGACCGCGGACCCACAGACCUGCUGAGCAGCCCAUGGAGGAGCUCCACUGUGGCGUCUUCGUGUGGAUCUCUCCUCCUCUGGACACCGAUUUCUGACCGGGCCGUGGAUCUGCUGCAGCCAUGUCUCCUGAUUCCAGUCGACCCGCGUGGACGCUCUGGGUCCUCAGCUCUGCUGUGAUGGUUCUGACGGCAUCCCGUUCCGUGUUCGCUGUGGAAGCGGACACGUGCUUCUCCAGGCAGCACCAGAACGCUAUAAUCAAUGUGAGACAGGCUCUGAACAGACCGGCCACAGUCAUGGACGCGCGCGUGGUCCGGUCCGAGCGGGACUGUGUUCUGGCCUGCUGCUCGGAGGAAGUCAAACCAGGUGCAAAAUGCAACAAGGUUGUGUUUAACGGCGUCAAACGCGCCGGAGACGACAACUGCUUCCUGUUCCACUGCCAGACGGAACCGGACUGUCCCCUGAGCAAGGCCCAGGACGGAGUCAACACGUAUGACAUCUACAAAGGGUUAAUUCAUCCAACCACAGUGAGACCUGUCACCACAGAAGCAUCAACGCCACCCACCUCCUCCUCCACCACUACAACCCCCACCGCCCCCGGCAGCACCACACCACCUCCCACCACCUCCACCAGCACCACGACACCAGCGGCUCCCAGUUCAACCAUCACUGUGACCAAGAAGCCAAACAAAACCACCAGAAAACAGAAUAAGCCUGAAAAACCCAAGAAACCCAAAGCUUAUCCUGCUGGUACCAGUACCAACACCAGCACGUCACUUCUUGUGGGCAAAGAGACUGAACAUAGAAUGACAGACAGAACACAGCCAACCAGCCAAACUACUACAACUACUGCUACAGCUACUAUAUCUACUAUUACAACUACUACAGCUUUUCAUCGUCCUACUUCUACUACUGCUACUAUUCCCAGUACUACUACUACUCCAGGUACUACUACUACUCCAGGUACUACUACUACAAGUACUACUACUAUUCCCACCACUACUACUACUACUACUACUACAACUACUCCCAUUACUUCUCCUACUCCCACUACUUCUCCUACUCCCACUACUACUACUACUACUACUACUACUACUACUACUCCAACUACUACUCUUCCUACUCCUACCACUUCUCCCACGACCACUACUUCUACUACAACGACUACUACCACUACUACUACUACAACUACUACAACUCCUCCCACCACCACUGCACCAUCCACCACUACGACAACUCCAGCAGCCACUUUGAUCAUCGUCCCCAAAGGCGCCUUGAGGUCCAACCACACUCUCCAGACGGUGAGCCCGGGUCAGGGGCGGUCCGGUGGGGCACCGGGGGCGGUGAAGAGCGGGGUGGUGGCCUUCAUGGUGCUGGGACUCGCUGUGCUCACGCUGGCACUGGCUGUCGGCGGCCGUAAGGCCAUGGAGUCCUUUGACAGGCGGCACUACACCAGAUUGGAGCUCAACGACCUGCACUAUGAGGUGUGAGGGGGCGGAGCUUGGAGCGUGAGGGGGCGGAGCCUUCAGCCCUUCACAUUGAACUACUUGUCUUCAUUCAUAUACAACCCAGUAAGGACUGUCUGCAUCGUCAGGUGGUUAAGAGAUGUGCUGAGUGUGGCUCCACCCCCUGAUCACUUGGACCUGGUGUGUGGGCUGGUUCACGCUGGUGACUGUGUUCAGGACCAGCUGAUCCCUGUUAGAGAGAACACAAACCGGGUUCCUUCAUAAUGUGAAUAUUAGAGCCAUGAUUUUUCUAGUUGUUAUGCCUCUUUUUUAAGUGACACACAGAAACGUGAUGUCAGAUCAAAUGCGUUACCAUUGUUUACAAUGAAGCAGCAUUCAUUCCAAUCAUUCAGUCCCACAUCAAGGCAAACGUGUGAUUCUGUACAUUUUACUCUUUAAAAUAUUUUGGCGCUUUUUGAAUUUUAGUGCUUUCGCUAUGUAAACGAUGGGAUCACUUGUCUCACCAGAGUAAAUGAGGACUCAUACUGUACAUUACACCAUUACAGCAGUGGAACCGCUGCUGCAUCAGGCCAAAGUCAUAGCAAUCAGUAAACUCCGCAUCUUCCCCUAAUGCACCGUGGGACGUUCAUGGGAAAGUAAAUGCGCUGUAAAUCUGAGCUCAUGUUGUCCUCGUCCCAUCAACCGAACUAACAGCAAUAUUCCCUGAAACUCAGGAAGCCUCAAGGAGGAGCUGAGUGUCCACCAACACCUGCAUGUCUCUGCUUCACUCUCACUCUCUGCUUUUUUGUACUUUGUUUUCACGUGAAUGAAAAUCGAUGGAUGCAAUUUCUAGCAACUGAUGCACUAGUGUAUCCUGUGGUUUUGAUAAUCUGCUUCUUUUUAAAUAUCAGUGGUUCUCACAGGUAGGAGGACACUGAUGGCCACUAUUUUCCUAUAACGACUGGAUUUGUAGUGGACGUAGUGAAGCGGGCCGAUCCGAGCCGAGCAGCCCCCAGAUGGCAGCAGCGGCCCGAUCAGGCUCCUGCUUUGCUUUUAUAGUGAUGACGAGUGAUGUCUUGUUUUGUGAAGUGAAGCUUUUGCAUAAGUUUGGAUGUUUUGUUCUUACAAGGAUUAAAAACGUGAUUUUUGAAA